AUGCUUGAAGCACUAUUAAUUCAUGAGCCAGAUGAUCCCAUUCAGUUUAUGAUAGACCAUUUAAAGCAAAACAACGAUGAUGCUCCACGAAUUUGUAUACUUGGUCCACCUGCUUCUGGGAAAACUACAGUUGCAAUGUGGCUUUGUAAACGCUUGGAUGCCAUACGUAUCUCUCAGGAGACUUUGUUAUUCAAGGAAAUAUUAGCACUGACAAAGGAAGCAAAAGCAUAUAAAGAAAGGAAGCAGAAAAUUCCCAAUGCGCUUUGGGCCAAUCUGAUCCGGGAACGUCUGUCAAACGUGGACUGCAUCAAACAAGGAUGGAUUUUGGAAGGCCUCCCUGAAAAUCAGGAGCAGGCAUGGAUGCUGCAAUCAUUUGGCAUCAUUCCUAGGCAUGUUGUUGUGCUUUAUGCUCCAGACACUGUGCUGAUUGAGAGGAACAGUGGGAAAAGGCUUGAUCCCUUCACAGAAGAGGUGUACCAUACGACCUUUGACUGGCCGAGUGAUCUGCUUGUACAGCAACGUUUGGUGAAACCAGAAGAUCUGUCUGAACGGGAGACAGCAAAGAAACUGAUGGAAUAUCACAGAAACUUCCUUGCAGUCUUCCGGAUCUACCAAAAAGUUUUGAAAUCAAUCAAUGCAGACCAGCCUUCCAUGGAUGUGCUCUCCCAGGUUCUUACCUAUGUCCAAACACGGCCCCGAUCAGCUGCCCCCUUUACACCACGGAUUCUCUUUUGUGGACCCCCAGGCAGUGGGAAGAGCCUGCAGGCAGCACUAAUAGCUCAGAAAUACGAUGUUGUCAACAUUUGCUGUGGGCAACUGCUAAAGGAAGCUGUUGCAGACAAGACAAAACUUGGAGAACUCAUUAAGCCUUAUAUUGACAGUGGAUGCCCAGUCCCAGACAACCUUGUUAUGAAGAUCCUGGCACCACGCCUAAGCGCACUGGACUGCAUGACCAAUGGUUGGGUGCUUUAUGGCUUCCCAAGAGACGUAAAGCAGGGAAAAGAGCUGCAAAAAUCAUAUAUUAAUCCAAACAGGGUAUUUUUCUUUAAUCUCCCCCAUGACUCCAUCAUGGAACGACUGUCUCAACGGAGGACUGAUCCUAUCACCGGGGAAAGAUAUCACACUACAUUCAGACCAGCACCCACACCGGAGAUCCAAGCCCGCCUCAGGCAGAACCCUAGAGACAAGGAAGAAAAUAUUGGGAAGCGUGUGGAAGCCUAUAACAGGAACGUCAAGGAACUGGAGGAAUUUUAUGAAGAUGCCUUUUACGUCAAUGCUGACCAAGACCCUUAUACUAUCUUUGAGUUUAUAGAAAGCUGUAUCAUAAAGCCACUUCCAUGCAAAAAAAAAUAAAAGAUCAGAAUUAAUAAGGAUGAUUUCUGGAACAGUUAAUUUUAAACUUUUCCCUGUAAUGUUUGCAGUCUGGUCACAGAAACAGUCACGAGUGAAGAGGAAGCCAGCCAAGGGAAACAGAGGCCAGAAAAAUGUGGAAGCCAAAAACGGGGUGGGAGGCCAGAGGGAAGCAGAGGCCAGAAAAAAGUGGAGGCUGAAAUGAGGUGGGAGAGGCUUCUUUUUCUUUUUUUUUUUUUCUUUCUGGUUGGCUCUGGCUGCAGUAAAUGCUCAGGUAAGUGUUCUUAACUGGAAAGUCCUUGAUGAAGAGCCCAGCGCUCUGUUAGCGAGCUCAGACUCUGGCUAUGGAAAUGCACAUUCUGAAUGCUUCCAAGAAAGGGGCGUGAUUUGUUGUGGUUCAGAGGAGCACUGAGUUUGAUGCCUUUGUUAUGUCUCCUUCUCUCCUCCCUUGUGUAUGAGUGUGAAUUCCCCUUCACCAGGGGAUGGAGAGGAGCUUCAACUUUCUCCUGGAACCCUCUGUGCGUGGAAGGAUGCAGGAGGCACGUGUCUUCUCCUUUCAGUACGGCCUCCAGGAGCCUUUUGGUUUUAGGUGACUUCUCGGAUACUAUUGCUGUAAGUAAGUUUGGGUCUUUGUUGCUGUCCCUGGUGGUGUGUGUCUGGGUCUAUAUGGGGUGCUGUAGAGAUGUACGUGCCAAAUCUCCUCCUUGCACCUGUAAGUUCAGGUGGGAAAACACUGGUUAUCCAGAUGGGGACGUUGUCUUAUUUUCGGAGAGUUUAAGGGCAGAAUUUUCAAUACCUUUGGGGGGUUUGGUGAAUGGGAAUUGGACCUUCCAGCCGUGAGGGCAGCUUUAACAAUCUCAGAAUAAAUAUCUUUGAAAUCUAAGAAAGCCAAAUCCUCUGGCAUCAGCAACACAACUCUGUGCCUCUUGCACUGAGAAAUUCCAGCUCGUAGUGCCAGGCUGAGGCAGAGGCUGCUCCCACAGCACAGGGCCCAACCCCAAACCCUCCCGUAAAGCUGGGCAAGGGCAUUUAUAACAGUCCUACCUGUUACAAAUGUGCUGUUUGGUAACCUACUUGGGCAGCUGUUUUUUUAUGCUGUUGCUAUAAAGAUAUGCUGUAGCAUGCAUGCAUAAUUGGGAGCCCUUCUAUUAAUAAUACAUGGGAAGCUCAUCUUGCUAA
This is a messenger RNA of Athene cunicularia (burrowing owl), 2529 nucleotides long. It is a transcript of the gene AK8, whose product is annotated as adenylate kinase 8. Lineage: Eukaryota; Metazoa; Chordata; Aves; Strigiformes; Strigidae. The coding region runs from base 1 to 1353 and encodes 450 amino acids. Gene Ontology annotation, cellular component: cytoplasm. Gene Ontology annotation, molecular function: AMP kinase activity; nucleoside diphosphate kinase activity; ATP binding. The record is from RefSeq and is a predicted model, not a curated record. The transcript is spliced from 12 exons. Gene Ontology annotation, biological process: nucleoside triphosphate biosynthetic process.